UGAACUCUUUAACGUUUCUUUUUCUUACCCCCAAAUAUUUCCUUUUAUCAGAAAGAGUGAGAAAGGGGUGGUCUGGUCCCCCCAAUUUACAAUUUCUCUUUAAUAUAGAAAUUUGUGCUUUGCUUUGUGGAGGAUUGGUGCUAACGUGGAUGCACCUAAAAGGGCGCAAUAAUGAACACCAAAACGAUGCGUCUCCCGCCCCGUCGUGUUUCCAUGCCCACCAACGUCAAGCGAAAAGAGAGAGACGAUUUUGACCUCAAACACAUAAACCGUCUCCUGGCCGGAUACCUGGCCCACGAGUUCCUCACUCGUGAAACACUGUUUGGCCAACCGUUUGACCCAGCCCGACCGCAACAAACUGAUUCCGGGAGGGGAACCGGAGAAGACGCCAAGGCAGGCAAGAGAUCCAGAGCGGAGGAUGUGGAGCCGAAGCCGAGGGAGGAGAAUCAUCGAAGGUACGUGGAAGUGGCGAGCUUGCUCAAGACCGAUGGAGCCCAUAUACCUGGCAUCGUAAACCCGAGUCAACUCGCUCGUCUUCUACAGAUGUGAGGUUGUUUCCAUUUUUUUCAGAAGUCGAGACAACUCAUUUGGGCAUCAUCGUUUUCCUUCUCUGGUGCUGUAAGUAGCCUUAGCUUUUGCUCAACAGUUUUCCU
This is a messenger RNA of Hibiscus syriacus, 653 nucleotides long. RefSeq lists its product as uncharacterized. The transcript has 2 exons. The record is from RefSeq and is a predicted model, not a curated record. Bases 172 to 549 code for a protein of 125 amino acids. Lineage: Eukaryota; Viridiplantae; Streptophyta; Magnoliopsida; Malvales; Malvaceae.